AUGUUUAAUUCUAGUAAUACUAUCAAAUUAAACCCCUGUGUAAUAUGUGAUUGUCCUAGAACAAGCGCUUUGGAUAACGAAAGUGAAAAGAUUGUCCAAGAUGCUUUAGAGAAAGCAUCGAAAGGACGAACUACUAUUGUAAUUGCACAUCGUUUAUCGACCAUUCGUAAUGCAGAUAAAAUUAUUGUGAUUCAGGAUGGUUCCACCAUUGAAAAAGGUGAUCAUGAUACAUUGAUGAAUAAACGUGGAAAUUAUUAUGCGCUUGUCCAAGCACAAAAUUUAAAACUAGCUGAAGAAGAAUCGGACCGCGAAGAUGACAAUAUUUAUCCUGAUAAAACCAAUGUUCAUCGAAAUAGAGGUUCAACAGUGGCAAGUUUAACACCAUCGAUGUCGGCAGCUUUAUAUGGAGAAAAAACAGAUAGUAAUGAUGGUGAAAUGAGUUCAUGUCCAAAACCGAGUGGAAUGUUAUCCUGUCGUUUCGGGGGAUACCAUUACAAUAAACGGGACGAAAUGAGAGCGGACGAAACAAGUGUGGGACGAAACGAGAGUAAUCCAGUCGAAUGA
Messenger RNA from Didymodactylos carnosus, 564 nucleotides. The record is from the annotation of a GenBank genome assembly. Lineage: Eukaryota; Metazoa; Rotifera; Eurotatoria; Philodinida; Philodinidae.